Molecule: messenger RNA, 6483 nt
Organism: Acanthaster planci (crown-of-thorns starfish)
Lineage: Eukaryota; Metazoa; Echinodermata; Asteroidea; Valvatida; Acanthasteridae
Cellular component (GO): plasma membrane; nucleus
Molecular function (GO): protein binding
Source: RefSeq, a predicted model, not a curated record
AUGUGAAGUGCAGCCGGAGUGGAAAAAAAAGAACAAAAAAAAACUAGAAAGAGGACAGAAUGAUUUGAUGACACCUCCGCAGUAUCAUGACCAGAAGCUAUUAGGCAGUAUUAACUGGAUUGGAAAGGAAAAAGAUGAUGGUAUUUCACUUGCAGCCUAAUAGCCAUUGAUAUACUGCACAGACACAGUGGGACUGUCGGCUGACUCGGCUCACACACUCACUCCAGUGCUUAACAAGCCGUGCAAGCGACGGGGCACCGGGCGGCCGGGUGAUAAAUAUUCCAAUGUGCCAAUAAUAGCCGCGGUCAUGAAUUAGUAUUUUAUGCCGGGGAGUUCAAUUACAGGGCCCGGAAUAUGAUUGAUUAGGCCUCAGUCCUACGUUGUCGAUCGGUUGCAGUUAGAGGGGGGUCUCCCGUCGGAUUCUGCCACGAUGACAUCACGGCCAAAUUGAGGUGACGGUCAAGGCAUUCCUCCCGCGUGACAACCCCCUGUCGGACCGGAUGAGGAACGACACAUCAAGAUCCAUCUUUUUUUCCCCCUGCGAUUUUCUUUGAAUCGCGUCAAGACAGAUUUUUCCUGCUUUUCCCCCUUGGCGAACGCUCCCAUUCCCCUUCGCGAGAAAAGAAGCAAGUGCGUCCACGGCUGAUCCUUAUUGUCACAAUCAAUCUGUCUCUCUCUGGCCGAACGCCGGGACGGUUGUGUCCGUGAUUAUAGUCCCGCGGAGGUCCCAGGAGGAACUUAUCUCCAUCAGCCCUGAGUGUAUCGCAAUGGGAAGAGGAGCUUGUAUUGGAAUGGACACUGCGUAAAAACCUCUCUCUCUCACUCAGUGAAGCACAUCAAUUGUCAGCAAGAAGUGACUCGUGGUCAGGUCUGUCAGGAUAUAGACACUAUUUUAUGGAAAGAAGGCAAGGCGGACCCUUUCCAUGGGGGACGAUCACCUCCUGUGCGUGCCCGGGGAAGCCAACUCCAUCGAUGCGGUGAGGGAGGAGGAGGACGAACACCCCAGUGAAUUGCCCUCCGAGCAGAAUUCCGUCAACAACAGGCAGAUGGGGGGACGCAAGCCCAGAAACAUUGCCAGAGAUUUGAAAGACAAGAUGCGUUUCUUGAGAAGGCGACACACCGACAGCUCGCUACGGGACACGGCCGAUAAACUGGACUGUGACAAAUCCACCUUGGUGCAAAACUCUGGCGAGUCGGACGUCAGGAAAUGGUCCGAUUGCUUUGAGAAUCUACUCCAUGACAAAACUGGCCUGGAAGCCUUCAGGAAGUUCUUGCAGACAGAGUUCAGCGAUGAGAACAUUGAGUUCUGGCUGGCCUGUGAAGAGUACAAGACCCUGGACACUAGCGUCCUGGAGAGCCGGGCCCAGCAGAUCUUCGAGGACUACGUGACGAUACAGGCACCGCGUGAGGUCAACCUAGAUUCCAGAACGAGGCUAGAAACGACAGCCAACGUCAACCACCCAGAUGAGAACACGUUCGACCACGCUCAAAAACGGAUAGAAGCUCUAAUGGAGAAGGAUUCGUACCCCCGGUUCCUGCGAUCGGACAUUUACCAAAAACUUCUAAAAGAAUUCAUCAAGAAGUCCAAAUGAGGCUAGAGUGGUUGCACCAUAUAAACAAACCGUCAUCUUUUAAAGUACAAAUAUAUAUAGUUUACAUCACGUUUUAAACUUUGAACACGGACAAAACGGGAAAACUCUUUUAUUGUGCUGUUGUGCAACUCAUUGAGCAGAGGUGAUGUAUAUUUCCGUGUAGAUUUGACGCAGAGAGCUGGACUUGGAAAGGGGCACUGGGCAGGAACCCAUGAAAGUUUGUACAGCAGUUGUGGCUGACGAGCACUCAAUGCACGGUUAUUUUUGUUAUUAAUUUUUUUUUAACAAACAAGGACCACAGGAGUACGUAGAACCAAACAUCUGCAAUAUUAGAAGUGUCGCAAUGGAUUCAGGAGGAGAAAAACAAAGGCGACGACCUUGUGGAGGAUUCUCAGUCCGCCUCGGCAGAUAAUUCCACAGCCCCUGGAUCUUGGGGGAGAUACGAGCUGCUGGUGGCAUCAUCAAGUCGUCAGCAUUGCCAUGGCAACCAGCAAACGUUCAAUGCUGCCUCGAAUCAGAGCGGUGUUGGAAACACGAUACUCUUGAGCCGAAGAGCAGAUCUUGUGCAAUGCUUCAGAUACUUGGAGAAACUGAGAAACAAGGAGGGAGGGAAGCUCAUUGUGUACCUUGCGGCGUCCCGCUCAACUUACCCAGGGGGUUAGCGUCGGAUUUUUUGUUUCCCGAGCAGCGCCAGCAUUGAGAAAUCUCCCACGUUAAGGGUGCUCUAGACAGAACCCAAUAGAAUGUCAUCGUGACUAUUGUCAAUAGCUCUGUACUCAUUUCUCCACUUCAAUUUCUUGACUGCAUGAAUAAGUACACAGCUGAAUUUUGAAUAUGCAGGCUUUCCAUUAACCAGAGCAAAAACAAUAAUUUGAUAUCCUGUUGACAGGGUGUACGGUACCGCAGGAAUCAUUUUACCAAGUAAGCAGGGAGAUUCUUGAGGUAGUUAUUAAACAGGUCAGAAAUGUUUUUCAAAAACUGUGGACAAACCCAGAAGGGAUAAGUACUGGUACAAACAGAAGUGGCAUACUCCCCUUGGUUUCUGGGAAUCAGAGACAGGAUUUCCUUAAACGGCCAAGGAAAUAGGACAAGUGUCAGUCACCCAGUCAGAAUUUAUCAGCUAGAACUCCUGUUAUGAAAUUGGAAGCAAAAGUUAUAAUAGUAUACUUAUUUAUUUACCAGUCAUGGGGAAACAAUUCAUAAUGUUUUAAAACGUGCAGGAAGGGAAACCUUUUUGUUCAAAGGAUGGCAUUGACCUUAGACAAAUUCUGACACCAGACAAAAUUAGAGUGUUUGGAACAUUUUGAGUAGUGCCAUUUGCCGCCCUUCAAUUGGUGGUUGAAAAAUGAAGAGAUUAGAUGAGAAAGCCCUUCAACACGAGCGUUAUCAAAAGCUCCAUCCAAUAAUUUUUGUUUCUUGAACACUUUAAAUUCUUUGUGAAUUACAUUUUUAAAAGUAUUCAAAAAGGAGAGUUCCCAAUUAUUCACAAAAUAAUGUGCUCUGGGUAUUUGUACAUUUGAUUGUCUCAAAAGGUGAAAAAAUGGGAGAAUUUAUGCUAGUGGAUUUUCGAAGUAUCUCAGACUAAGGUGUAACGUAGAAUUCACAAAUUCACUGAAUUCUGUCCCCAUCAUUCUAGAUUAUCUUGUUUUUUCCCAACAAAAGCAGGAUAAUUUGAAUUGCAGUUGCUUGACAGUGGAAAGUUGAGGGUUUGGUUUAAAAAAAUGAAAUUGUUCCUGUUAUGUUUUGUCUCAGAAGAUGUUUCUCACGGCGAUCAAAGUGUGUGAAUUUGCAAAUGCAGCUUUUAGUGUUAGUUCGUAUUUUGUAAUUUUUGUUUUUAAAGGGAGGUCAUCCUGUGAUCUAGUUGAGGCACUCAAAAUUUUCUGCCUCACAAAUGAGGGAACAAAUGAAAAACUAAUUCUCACUUGGUCUUUUCUCCCUCAACUGGUAAUCAUAGAACAAUGAGCAAACAUUCUCUUUCACGCACAGUUGAGGCCUUAUUUAAACAGUGAACUAAAGAAACAUUACAAACCACUCGAGAACAUCGCAAGUCCCCACUGCAGUGAAAUGAACAAAGAAUUUCUCACUAUUGAUAAGAAAUAUUUCUGACGAACUUGAAGGGUUGAUAACAAACGUUUCAAGAGGGACUGGAAUCGUAGGGAUAUGGCUGCACUUUUUCCGUGAUGAAAAGCGGUAAGACACCACCCUGAAGAUUUCAAGGUGUCUGUGCUCUGCACAGACAUUAGGAUUUCAAGACAAAAUGAAUGGCUUGCCUCUGCAUAAUAUUGGUCAGUGGUGUAGCUGCACUGUAUUAGAUGUUAUCUAGUUAAUCCUUCAUUGACCACACUUUCUCACAGUGCGCCAUGCUUCAAAUUUUCUGAAAUGAGGCCAAUGUUUGUGACCUUUUCAAAUGCUUGAAUGUUACACAACAGCACGCACAGAAAACUUGUAAGCUCUACUUACUCCGUCAGCAAGCACGUGCUGACCAGGGAGAAGACGAAAGGGCAGGCUGACAUCUGACUGUCCUGGUUACCGUUUGCAAUGCAACAAUAGGAUGUCCGUCCAAGAUACCACAGCCUCACACCAUUGCAUCCUGAGUACCGUUGAUGCAUGAACAGUCAAUGUGGCUUGUCUCCGCAAAUGGACACGGUUGCCAGGCAACGGAGUGCCCUUUCCAAUAUAUAGUGACGUCCUAACUGUUCGGUUGGUUUUUCAAACCUUUCUGGAAAAAAAAAGGUGGGAUUCACUGACAAUUGGCAUGUUCUGUGGUCACUGAAGGGCGAACAGGGACUGGAGGGGUAACCAUUAGUCGUGUACAAUGUAUUAAAUAGUUGGCACAGUGUAGUACAUGUGUCUCGGUCAAAACAAUUUGCAUAGUGAUGUGCAACUCCUAGGUAUGGGCUGGGGUGAGCUGGUUUUCCACAAUAUAUAUAUAUAUACAUAUUGGCUAAUGUUAUCUGAACUCAAAUUAUGCAAUUAAAUAUGGUUUUGUCAAAAAGCUGCUUCUCGGCAAAACGGGGAGGGGCGAAGACUAGGGGCUAAGUAUUUCUUUCCUUAUUGACGUGUAUUGAAAUGCUAAAGUGCUACAAAUACAGGUCUAAGUUUAACAUGAAAUGUUUGAUCAGCUCAAUGGUUCUUUCUCUUUUCUUUAUGCUGUGGAAAUUUGUUACUCAAUAUAAGCAACUCUCAAUGUUUCUCCUUUUCUUGUUUUGCCGUGAGGUAAGCCUAGGUAUGUAAUUUAUUCCAGAGAAGUGAGAAAGAUUUUAACUUUUUUUAGAUUUCCGUGUACAUGUAUAUAAUUGCGAAUAGGUGUAUAUGAAAAAAAAAGAUUUUAGUGUACAGAGUGUAUAAACAGACGAGAUCAAGAAAUGUUUUCCACUUUUUUUUUCAUUUGGUACUUAUACUGUACACAUAUUUGCUAACGGCAUGCAAUUUAAUGAAUAGAUAAAAUAUAUGGAUAUUGAUCUGAUCUGACAAAAUAGGGCCCUCCCUUAAAAAUCCUCAGAUUCAGUGAUCAGGUUUUACCUCUUCUGUUUACUAUUUUUGGUCGACCUGAUUACCCGAAAGUCCCUCUGCAGCUAGGAAUUUUCGUGUGUCUCUGUUCCAUGACACAUCCUGUUGGAAUCAGGUGUGUUUCACGUUUAACAGAGGCAUUUAAUUUGAAAGUUUAGCGACUGUCAUGCCUGUCUGCCUGGACUUCUUGUAAAGGAUUACCGAUGGAAGGAUUGCUGGCAUUACUAAUGUUUCAUAAAAUCCCUCUUCCACCGCAGAAUACUGUAGGGAAAUCAAGUCAGCAAAUGAUACUAGUGAUAGACGUCCUUACCAAUUUCUGUCGUCCUGGUGUAUAUUCCAGACUUUAGACAUUUACAAUGUAGCUGUAGAUUUUCUUUUUUUUUUAAUGGGGACGGCCGUCCUUUUAGUUCCUGAUUCACUGCUGUCUCUCUGUGGAGGGCUGCAACUUUAUUUCAGGAGCAAAUUGUUUCUGGGGGAACAAAAAAAUAUGAAAAAAUUGUGCUUGAGUUUGUAACUUUCCACAGUUCAAAGAAGGGUAUACGUGUAUAUAGCAUUUACCAUGACCCCUAUAGAGAAGUGUAUAAGUACAUUAGACGUCAUUUUACCUUUCAUUGGUUCAAAAAGUUAUUUUGUGAUAAGUAUUUGAAAUGGUGCAGACUUUGGAACUUUAAGGUUUGCUGUGCUUUUCUAAGUAAUAGAUUAAAUGCUUUUUUGACGCAAUUGUGCUGAGUAUGAUUGGGCAUAUACAUGUAGAUGAUCAGAUUUUCCUCAGCCAUUGUUGUAAUCCCUAACUACAACUCAGCUGGAGUGAAUAUUUUUUAUCAAGUUGCUGACUUGCCAAUUUUUUUCUUUUCUGAAUACAAUUUUGUGUUCAGUUUCAGUGUUUACCAUGAUAUCAACAUGGCUACAUUCUGUCCAUUUUGAAGAAAUCAGCUUGAAAUCACCACCCCAAACUAACCACUUGAUGAAAAUGUACACUACUUUUCAAUAGAGAAAACUAUUUUGUCACCAGCAAAGUAUCUAUCAAUUAAUUACCUAGUUACUCUAAAUCCUAAAAGCAGUUUAUGUGUAAAAUAAUUUUUUAAAGUGUAUGGAAAUCCAGAUAGUUUCUGUGAAGUCCAAAAGUUGCCAAUCUGCGGAAUAAAAGUCUGAAGUAUUAGUUUUAUUCUUCUGUAAUAUACAGGAGCAUGUCUUUCUGUCUGUUCUAAAACUCAACUGUCUGUACCGAGCAAUUUUACUAUAAGGUUACUUUUCAGAUUUGUUCAUAUGUACAGUAACGUUAAGUGUUCUUGCGAUUAAAUGGAAAAACCAAACAUGCAAGAAUACCUUUGGAAACAUUUCACACAAUGUUGUAAUAAACCAUUUCUCACAUAAAAGUGGC